UUCGGUGACGUCACAAGGUUGCAGUCUGGCUAAGAGUCGUCAAGAUUACAGAUAACUUCAAGUGACAGACGAGUAGCGAGUAGUCCAUUUCGUUGAUCUCGUGACCUUUGGAGGUCAUCCUAAAACGUCCAGAAUGCCGCUGUUCGGCCAGAAGAAGUCCCCUGUGGAUAUGGUCAGGGGACUCAUGGAGGCCCUCAAACAGUUGGAUGCUCCAGGAAGGAAAUCUGAAAAGGCUCAAGAGGAGGUGGCACGGUAUCUCACCCAGAUGAAGAACGUCCUGUACGGUAGUGGAGACCAGGAGCCUCAGGUUGAGCCCAAGGCACAACUCUGCAUGGAGAUGUGCAAUUCAGACCUGUUCUUUCAUCUUAUACAGAAGCUGCCAAAAAUAGAUUUUGAGAGUAAGAAGGACAUUGUCCAAAUCUUCACGAAUGUCCUCCGACGACAGAUAGGGACAAGGUAUCCUUCAGUUGAAUAUGUGUGUACAAAGGAUGAAAUUUUGUUCCUGUUAUUGAAGGGGUAUGAUAAGCAAGAGAUCGCCCUGACCUGCGGUAUGAUGUUACGGGAAUGCUGUCGGCACGAAGCUCUUGCUAAAGUGAUUCUCAAUUCAAAAGACUUCUACCUAUUCUUCAGUUACGUGGAGACGUCGACAUUUGAUAUUGCAUCGGACGCUUUCAUAACUUUCAAGGAUCUGCUCACUAGGCACAAGAUCACUUGUGCAGAAUUCCUCGACAAAAAUUAUGACCAAGUGUUUGAAAACUAUGGGAAGAUGUUGAACUCUGAAAACUACGUGACAAGGCGGCAGGCUCUAAAGCUACUGGGUGAGCUGCUUCUCGAUCGGCACAACUUCACGACGAUGACCAAAUACAUCUCAAAUCAAGAUAACUUGAAGUUAAUGAUGAACCUGUUAAAGGACAAGAGUAGGAACAUCCAGUUUGAGGCGUUCCACGUCUUCAAGGUAUUCGUCGCCAACCCACACAAAACAUUUCCAAUUCUGAAAAUCCUGAUCCAAAAUCGUGAAAAACUCGUUGAAUUCCUGCGGAAUUUCCACACAGAUCGAUCAGAUGAUGAACAAUUUAAUGACGAAAAAACUUAUUUAAUCAAACAAAUCAAGGAAUUACAAUAUCCACCUGGUCAGCCUGUGGCCGCUCAGUAACGGACCAAUAGAGGGCGAUAAAGUAUAGCUCGACCUUUAGAAUGAAGCGCUUGUGUCUUGAAUACUGAUUUCGAGUGACUUGGCUGAUUCUGUGCGACCAGUUCAGAAUGCAAGAUUCGGAAGCAUGGCUGAGUAUUUAGUUUCGCCACAAUUUCACAUGCUUAUAAUGUGCAGUGCGGACUAGAUCUUGUGUAGGCAGCGACGGACAUGGCUGGUCCAGGAUUUCAGUCGAGCGUGAGCGCAGUAUGAGAGCAAAUGGACUUUGGCUGAUGUGCGUGCUCUAAAGAUAAUUGCCUCCAUUCAGGGACCGUGUGGUACGGACCUGAUGCCACUGAGGACAGGGGCGGGUGUUUAGGACACCAAACAGAAUCAUGGAGGGUGAUGUGGUCUGAACAUACCAAGAAGGCAGACGUACAUCAUACAUACUAAUCCAACAUAACAUCUAUUGAACUGAAAACUAUCGACUGGUGUCAGAAAAGUGAGCGGGUGUCGUUCACCAUUUUAUUCUAUGGUAAUUUGUCACAUCCUGUGUGGAGUCUAUCACCAACUGCAUUUCUCGUGUGUGUCUGAGGGAGCCAUUGCCAAGUGUAGCUUCGUGGUAAACUCAUUGAAGCAAGAUAAGUGAUGAUGUCAAAUUGGUCAAGUCUGUUAUGUUGUUCAAUGCACUGUCAAGACUGCUUUUGGUGAGACGUCAGAAAGACACUGUUUCGAAACAAUGUACUGGAUUAUCUGUCUAUUGUUGACGGCCCAGUUAUCUAAGGUAUAGCCGUAUGAGGCAACCACAGACAUGUAUCAUAUUUUGUAUUUGUUCAAUGACUACUAAAUCUGUAAAUAUUCUGUUCGUUGUAAUGUAUGUAUUGUUCAUUCGUUCGGUGAUUCAAUUUUCUGAAGGGGUCAAGUAAAAUGUUGAUAAGUUAGAAGAUUUCUGAUUGGUCGCAUGAUACUUUGCUUAGCCCAAUCAGAAAGCUUGUUACAUGAGUGGAUUUAUCUCUCGUUCGACUGAUGCAGUAUGUGACGUAAAAAAGUAUUUUGAAAAACUGAACAGACCUCUUCUUAUUUGAAAAUAACAUGACAAAACAACGUCGUGUUGUCAGAGGCGCUGAGCCACAAAAGUAAGGUGCCAUAUGUUGACCUGUGCAGUCUCUCAAACAUGUUAACAUUUCCUGCAGGUCCCCCGACAACCCUUCCCCAUAGCAUCGGGGCCAGACCGGGUCAUAUGUCUGCAAACCUUUAGCAAAGGUUCACCAUUUGCAUUGGUCCACCUUGGGAGAGAGAAUGGUUUCUGUAUAAAUAUGUUAGGUUGACCUCUCAGUCUCACUGCCCUGUUUGCAGCAGUUAUUUCUGUGCGUGCUUAUUAGCUGAUGCGUUUCGGGUGAAACUCGAAGCUCCAUCUGAAGGUUGAAGAGCACAUUGCUUCAGAAAAAGCUGUGUGGUGAUCCGUGUGUGCUAAGUCUGAUGUAAACCAGGCAGUGAGAUUGAAGGGUGCUGCUUUAUUGAGCUUUCAUCGUGAAUCUGUUAUUGAAUGCCAUAUAACUGUAGACAUCAUAUGUAGCAUAGAAAAUCCAGAAUUUCAAUCAAGCCAGGACGUAAGUAAGAAAACUUUCUGUUAAACAGCACAGGGAAAGUGUGUUAUAAAAUCUAUGACAUACAUGUUAGGAUAAUAGCCACAGUCUUAGGAAAUAACCUCUGUGAGUUGUUCAGCGUUGUGUUCGAAGCAGUCUUUGUCAUGAGUCUUCUGAGGACAAAGUCACAACCCAAUAGAGUUGUGGCGUUGUCCUCAGAAGACUGAUUUGCUGCGACAAGAAUCAUCUAGAACUUGGAGCUUUAGUUUGACCUACUCGCACCAGGUGUCGCUGUAGAAACUAUUCCUUAUCUAAUUGCAAUAGGACGAAAGUUCAGCUGAUUACAGCCUUGUAUGAAUACAAUUAUUUGUAAAUAAAACAAUGUCUAAUGGACAUUUAAUGGA
This is a messenger RNA of Lineus longissimus, 3119 nucleotides long. Its product is annotated as protein Mo25-like. The record is from RefSeq and is a predicted model, not a curated record. The coding region runs from base 134 to 1153 and encodes 339 amino acids. NCBI's taxonomy places the organism in Eukaryota, Metazoa, Nemertea, Pilidiophora, Heteronemertea, Lineidae. Gene Ontology annotation, biological process: intracellular signal transduction. Gene Ontology annotation, molecular function: protein serine/threonine kinase activator activity. The transcript is spliced from 8 exons.